Molecule: messenger RNA, 807 nt
Organism: Akanthomyces muscarius
Lineage: Eukaryota; Fungi; Ascomycota; Sordariomycetes; Hypocreales; Cordycipitaceae
Exons: 4
Coding region: 1-807 (268 amino acids)
Biological process (GO): GPI anchor biosynthetic process
Cellular component (GO): endoplasmic reticulum
Molecular function (GO): N-acetylglucosaminylphosphatidylinositol deacetylase activity
Source: RefSeq, a predicted model, not a curated record
AUGGACCCAACACUCCUCGUCCUCGCCUCCGCCGUCGUGCUGGUGCCCAUCCUCUACAUGUACACCGUCGGCGUCGUGCAGACGCGGUUCCCCACGCUGCAGAACAAGCGCAUCUGCCUGCUCAUCGCGCACCCGGACGACGAGGCCAUGUUCUUUGCGCCCACCGUCCUGGCUCUGACGCGCCCGGAGACGGGCAACCACGUCAAGAUUCUGUGCCUCAGCUCCGGCAACGCAGAAGGUCUCGGUGAGACGAGAAAAAAGGAGCUCGUCAAGAGCGGCAUGACCCUUGGUCUCCGCGACGAGGAAGACGUCUUUGUCGUCGAUAACCCCGCCGACUUUCCCGACUCCAUGACCGCGACCUGGGACGAGUCCAAGAUUGCCGGCCUCUUAAUGUCGGCCUUUGCCCCCAACCUCGCCAAGCAAAAGCCCACCGAGCAGCCCGUCGCCAACAUUGACGUGCUCAUCACCUUUGACGCGCACGGCGUCUCCUCGCACCCCAACCACAUCUCCCUCUACCACGGCGCGCGCCGCUUCCUCGCCUCGCUGCUGCGCGGCCGCGCCGGCUGGACCAGCCCCGUCGACCUCUACACGCUGCGCUCCGUGCACCUCGUCCGCAAGUUCACCUCGGUCCUCGACGUCAUCCCCACGCUGGCCUCCUGGGCGACGACGGCCAAGGGCGCCGACGCGGCGCACCCCGCCGGCCUGGUGUUUCUGACGCCGCUAAUGGGGGAUGGUGCGCUGGCGACGGCGUGGAGCGCCAUGACGGCCGCGCACAAGAGCCAGAUGCUCGAAAAGGUCAAGGCGUGA